AUGAGCACUGGGCAACCGCAGGAAGCCGCAGUGUAUGCGGACAUCGAAGCUGCCUUUAAGUACCUCCGCGAGGAGCUUCGGAUCCCUUGGUCACAAAUCGUGCCGUAUGGCAGAUCCAUUGGAACUGCGCCGUCGAUACACCUGGCCAAAACCGCACCAGUCCGGGGAAUCAUUCUCCAGAGCCCCAUGGUGUCGAUCUACAGAAUACCGUUCCGCUUGCGCUUUACCCUUCCAGGAGACAUUUUCACCAACAUUGAUAAGAUUGGCGAUGUUUGCUGCCCUGUGUUCGUGAUCCAUGGCACCAGGGAUGAAAUUGUUCCCGUGUGGCAUGGACAGGCUUUGCACGAAAUGUGUGUGAAGAAGGGCAUUGCUUAUGAAGCAUAUGUUGUGGAGGGCGGAGAUCACAACAACUUGGAGAUGCAGGCUGGAGAUGUGUUCUACGAACGAGUUGCGCGCUUCCUGGAACAUUUGAAGCGCGCUGCCAUCUCUGAAAAGUUGCAGAGACAGGCUGGAAGUUCGGUAUGGGCAAGGUCUUGGAAGAAUCCGGAGAAACUCUGGCUACUAGGAGCAAAGGACGCUACUAGGGGCUCCUGGCAUCGCUACUAG
This is a messenger RNA of Durusdinium trenchii, 606 nucleotides long. NCBI's taxonomy places the organism in Eukaryota, Dinophyceae, Suessiales, Symbiodiniaceae. The record is from the annotation of a GenBank genome assembly.